AUGCGGAAAGACGAAUACCGGAAUCGGCAACAAGGUUCUUUCCCCCUCAGUAACCCGUACUCUCGACAAGGCAGGGGCAUGUCAGGUAACCAACACGUCUCCCUCACCGUCCGAAAAGAUAAUUAUACCGACGACAGUGACAUCUGCGGUGGUGCGUACUCCUCCACUGUGGGAGACAACAGGAGGCUUCAGCACCACAGGAGCGACGUGGAUCCAUACUUGCACCAUGAUACUCAACACACUCGUGAUAAGAGGGGCUGGUGUGAUGAGCAACGCAGCACCAAGUCGCGCCCGUGUGACUACCCUCAGAUGGUUAAAAGUUCAGAGGGAGCCAUAAGGAGGUCAUCGUCACAACAGCGCUGGAUAACUCAGCAACAACGGUGCGAUGAUUCCGUGCGUGAGGUUCACCGGUGGGAUAAGGAAACACGACCAAGCGACGAAUGGAAUCAGCAACGGCGACACUCAGAGGAUGCUCUUGGAUCACCGCCUUACCCCAGGUCGCACGGACACCCCCACGGAAUGAAUGCGGGGCGACAGCCUCCUCACUCGCAUUUAUUUCCUAUCCCGAGCUACGACCGGAGAGCACCCCGCGGCGCACCGCCUGGAUACUCAGGUGAAGAGCAUCGAAAUAGUUCAGAGGGUCACGGACAAUUCGCUGAUUCGUCUAGUCAUCUGAUGAAUGCACAACGGAGCAUAGCUUGCGAACAUGAUACACAACAGCAGCCGCAACCAGAGAAAGAUGUACGGUUGCACAUCACUAGGGGUUACAACAGCGAGUUUGACGUGUUGCAACACUUACUCCAUCUUCAGCCUAAGGGGGAAACCAACACAGCUCAUCCCCGACCUCUCCCUAAUUACAGGGACGCAGAGGGGGCUGGUCACCAUGAGCCACAGUCGCGGUGCCCAAAGCAUCAGCAAGAGGCUUGGGGCGAGUCGCAGCGAAUGGAAGGAAGGAACUGGGACACAGAUCAGGAUAGGGAUGCUGCCAUGAUGGAUCGCGACCCAAGAAGGGGAAUGGAUAGGGAUGCUGCCAUGGUGGAUCGCAUGAUUGACGGUGGUGCAGUCGGGGCGGGGAGAAUGAUCGACCGUCGUGGAGGCAACAGGCGGGGCGGCCGACCUUCUGGCUCUAACGUAAUGCCUCCGUCGUCUUUGCCACCAGACAAGGAGGCACUUGAAAAAUUUAAGCGACUUUACGCACUGCAAGAAGACCAAAAUGAAACUGCAGAUCACUUGCGCAAACAGGCGUCGAGCACCACUGGUGUUGUCGGAACCCUUGAUGUUAGCCAGGUCCUCGACUUAGUUGCCGCUCACGAUGUGACGAUCGUAGUAACAGACACGGGUACCGGGAAAAGCACACUUAUCCCUAAGGCUAUACUGGACGACGACCCAGGAGCGAAAAUUGUAAACACGCAGCCGCGGCGCACACCCGCAAUUAAACUGGCGGAGCGCGUUUCCGUUUUUUACGGCGAGAAAGUGGGAAGCCGCGUGGGGUAUUGGGUUCGCGGGGAACAUGCGGGUGAAGUGGGGCAAACUCCGAUUAUGUACGUGACAAAUUACACCCUCUUUCUCUAUCUGUUACACACCACACCGGACUGUAUUGGGAUGACGCACGUCAUAUUUGAUGAGUUCCACGAGCGAUCGGUGGAGGUGGAGGUGUCACUGUUGCUGAUGAAGUUAGUUAUGAAGCGCAAUCCUGGGCGGAUAAAGCUUAUACUCUGCAGUGCAACUGCAGAGGCGUCUAAAUGGGCGGGUUUCUUUGACGGUUUAACGGUUGGGGAGUAUUCCAAGGCCAAUGCUAUGUACCCCGUGCACGACUACUACCUUGAAGAUGUCAGCAGACUAAUUGGCGUCGCUUGCGUUGCACCCGAUAUUGAGAGUAGUGGAAUCAUGAGCUCAAUUCAGUUACAUACUAUAAUUUUUUAUAUGAAAAAGUUACUCGAGUUCCUAGCCACCGCUGCUAAACCUGGGGACAGCAUACUUAUGUUUGUUCCUGGACGCACGGUCGUCGAACAACUCACGUUGUGGAUACGGGACAACUUGGGUGAAGAACUUGAUGCCAUUCCAUGGUAUCGUGACAUUGAACUCUCGUACGUGCAGGAGGCCAUACAGCGGAAAUCGGGGACGAAAAAGAAGGUAUAUGUAGCUACUGAUAUUGCUGAAGUGUCCAUUACACUUCCAGAUGUUGUUUUUGUCAUCGAUUCCGGCACAGUGAAGCGUCCAUACAUCACUGAGUCGAACCCCAACUCUGUUGCAUUUCCACCACUUGAGCUUAUGUGGGAGAGCGCUGUAAAUCUCAAACAGCGGCGCGGACGCGCUGGGCGCGUCCAGCAAGGUUUCUUCUUCACGAUGGUCUUGAAAGAACAAGUACCUCAGCUACCGCCAUGUGACUGUCGUUUAAGCAAUGCUGUUAUACAUGAGAUUGUGCUUCACUGUCUGUAUUUAACCAGUGCGCCUUAUAUUCUCUUCUCUAUGUGUCCAGAGAAACCUCGUAACGUGAGCGUGCAGUUGAGUUUGAACACUUUGUGUGAUGGCGGUUAUAUUGUUCCCGAGGAGGACCACACCUCUUUGAUUGAGCGUAUCGAUAACCCUGAGCACCUCAGCAUCAAGAAGGUGUGGAGUGAACUUGUAAGUGAGGCAUAUGAAUCUCGGUCGGAGACAAAACAAGGUGGUCUGGAAGGUGUAGAUAGUAGGCAACUGGCAACAAAACCGCCGGCAAACCUACGGUAUCACGUCGCACUACGAGGUCUGAUUGUGGGUCGCCUUCCUUUCGCUGUGAAUGCGGGCGCCGUUGUGUUCCAUGGCCUUCUUACUGGUCUUACUACACUUUCCAUAGUGGCAGCAUCAUGCAUUGCGUGCAACUCGCCGUUUUACGUCCCAUACGACGUGACGGACAGAGUAGAACGACUUAAAGUCAAAAAUUGUGUGCAAGAGACGAUGCUUCAGUUCAAGGGCAGGUUGCGUAAUGAUGUGGUGUCAUCGGUUGGUGCCGUACUUGAGUACAUGCAAAUGCAGCAGGAAGGGCUAUCUGAAGAAGGACAGAAUACAUGGUGCGAGAAACGCUAUCUAAGCCGCAUGCGUAUUGUCGAUAUCCUGCUGUUGGUACAGCAGGCAAAGGAUCAGCUUGGCGCUUUAAUCCCAUUUGAGGACAUCGAUGAUGUUGGCGAUCUCCGUCGACAAUAUGACACACAUGCCCAGAUGCUCUCCAUCUUGUGUUCCGCAGCAUUUAUGCAGCGUGGCAUUUUUGUUUUGCAUGAUGCUGAAACUGCGCAGAAGAAGCGGUUUGCCGGGAGCGGUGUGUUCGUGAACAUCAACUGCUCUCGCGAUAUGUCGGUGCCUACAGCAUGCCCGUGGACGCGCAACACAGUGUGCGUCCCCUAUACUCUCCACACAGCUUACGAUCGCCUCGUUGGUUCUUUUAGCUCCCAACUCUCUCAAGAGGUGUACAACGUAAUGCUUCUGGUGUUUAGCAGUACUAUUCUCUUCGAGGAGAUCGUUGACGAAGCGGCCCCAGUGACGUUUGAGGUAUGGCAGUGCGGUAGCCGUGUUUUCAUUACUUGUGAUUGCCAAACGGCUUUGCAGCUGCUUCAGCUGCGACGCUUAAUGUGCGCGCGGUUGUGCAUACUUCACAUGCUCUUGCAGCGCGAGGCCAGUAUCACGGACGUUGAAACAAUGUCAGAUCUCCUGAUUGCGAAUGGAAGCAACUUUGGCAUUCCAUGCAACAUGGAAGCCAGGCCCGAUCUCAUUCCCGCGAUGAUCACAUCUAACGUAAUACGUAUCAUUGAAGGUAUUGAGGAAGCAGCAACGAAGGUUCGAGUAGGAGGGAAUGAAGGGUCUGCAGUGCCGCAUUGCAAACCCCGUGAGCCACCACCGGGUUUUAACCCCACGAGGCAGUCCGCGCUGGUGUUCUCUUCCAACGGUUGCGCUCCUUAUCAUCGUCCAGAGCCCAUCCCUGAACCAGUUGGGGUGAUGCAGCACCCAAGGAGCUACAAAUAG
Molecule: messenger RNA, 3993 nt
Organism: Trypanosoma brucei brucei TREU927
Lineage: Eukaryota; Euglenozoa; Kinetoplastea; Trypanosomatida; Trypanosomatidae
Product: helicase, putative
Exons: 1
Coding region: 1-3993 (1330 amino acids)
Biological process (GO): mRNA splicing, via spliceosome
Cellular component (GO): spliceosomal complex; intracellular anatomical structure
Molecular function (GO): ATP binding; RNA binding
Source: RefSeq, a predicted model, not a curated record